AGCGUUCCGAUAACCGACCGGCCGGCCGGCGCGAGGUGCACCGGUGGCUUACCUUGCCUCUCUGCUCCAGCCCCUGCUCUUGGCUAGUUGGCUUGGCCUUCUGCGUGUCCUCUGCGUCCUGCGAGGAGCUCGAGGCGAUAGGUAGCAGAGAGGCUCGUCUCGUCGGCUAGUGUUGUUCACUCGGUUCUCUUGCUGUCGAGAUUGAUCGAGCUCGAGGGAAGUUUCAUUCCGACUCCGACGACGACGGCGGCAUGAACAUGAAGCCGGGAGCUGUGGCGGCGUCGAGGUCCGGCGGCGGCACGGUGGCCUUCUCGUGGGAGCAGGAGCCGGGGGUGUCGAAACAGAGCCCAGCUGAGACCAAGAAGCCCACAGCCGGGGCGCCCCGCACGGAGGCCGUCAGCAAGAGGACGCUGGCGACCGCCAAGAAGGAGCCUGCGCCCGCGGCUGUUGUACCGGCGCGCCCGCACCGGCUGCGCGUGCCGCCACCGCCAGGAGGGCCGGGUGCGCCGGCCGUCUCCCAGCCAGGGAAGAGCGGCGGCGGAAGGAGGAGCCGUGGCGGCGUCAGGCCGCGGGACGACCCGUUCCUUGCAGCCUACCUGGCCUGCACGGACAACGGCGGCGGCAACAGCAAGGGGGCACAGAAGCUGCUUGGGUGGGCGGGGCUUGGGCUUGGACUCGGGUUGCGUGGGCUCGGGCUCUCUUGCAAGACUUCGUGUGGGGCCGUGGAGGAGUGCGUCGUGACGCUUGCUAGGAUCCCUGAACUCGAUGAGGAUUGAAUUUUCCAAUCCUGCGUCUCAACAAUUUGUUUUUUUUUUGAGUAAUCGUCUCAACAAUUUGUUUUUUUUAGAAGCCAUAAACACUAGGGUAGAAAAGUUGAACUAGCACUUAGCACUCUUAUUGAAAUUGUAUACGAAGUUUGUCUUUAUUGGACUUCUAAAUACAAAUAUCCGGGUUCGUAGAUGUACCUUGGCGUAUGGUCAUGUGUGUUGUAAUAAACUCUUGCUUCUUUAAUGAAAUGCUC
Messenger RNA from Setaria italica (foxtail millet), 1021 nucleotides. Its product is annotated as translation initiation factor IF-2. The transcript has a single exon. The record is from RefSeq and is a predicted model, not a curated record. Bases 252 to 776 code for a protein of 174 amino acids. Lineage: Eukaryota; Viridiplantae; Streptophyta; Magnoliopsida; Poales; Poaceae.